CCCGGUCCCGGUCCCGGUCCCGGAGCAGCGGAGCGGGGGCAGCGGAGCGGCGGCGGCCGCGGCCGAGCGCUGGGGCAUGGCCGUCAAUGUGUACUCGACGUCGGUGACCAGCGAGAACCUGAGCCGCCAUGACAUGCUGGCCUGGGUCAACGACUCCCUGCAGCUCAACUACACCAAGAUCGAGCAGCUCUGCUCAGGGGCUGCCUAUUGCCAGUUCAUGGACAUGCUGUUCCCCGGCUGCGUGCACCUGCGGAAGGUGAAGUUCCAGGCCAAGCUGGAGCACGAGUACAUCCACAACUUCAAGGUGCUGCAGGCCGCCUUCAAGAAGAUGGGAGUAGACAAAAUCAUCGCGGUGGAGCGGCUGGUGAAGGGCAAGUUCCAGGACAAUUUUGAGUUCAUCCAGUGGUUCAAGAAAUUCUUUGACGCCAACUACGACGGCAAGGAGUACAACCCGCUGCUGGCGCGGCAGGGCCAGGACGUCGCCCCCCCAAACCCAGGUGAUCACAUCUACAACAAACCCAAGAAACCCAUUGGCACCGCAGUCCCCCAGAGGACCUCCCCCACGGGCCCCAAGAACACCCCGAACCCAGCCCGCCUCGGCAACGUGCCCAGCGGCAUCCUACGGAAAAACUCGCCUGCCGCCCGCAACGGCGGCACCGAGGCUGACGCGCAGAUCCUGGAGCUCAACCAGCAGCUGAUGGACCUGAAGCUGACGGUGGACGGGCUGGAGAAGGAGCGGGAUUUCUACUUCAGCAAACUGCGGGACAUUGAGCUCAUCUGCCAGGAGCACGAGAACGAGAACAGCCCCAUCAUCACCGGCAUCGUCAGCGUCCUCUAUGCCACGGAGGAGGGCUUUGCCCCACCGGAGGACGACGAGCUGGAGGAGCAGCCGCCAGAGGACCAGGACGAGUACUAGCCCCGGCCCGCGCCCGCGCCCCCCGCGCCGCCCCCACCACAGACACGGGAGGUCCGAGCCCGCGCCUCGCCCCGCACUGUCACACGCCACGGCGGUCUCCGGCAGUGCCAGGGGGAAGCCACCAUCUCCAUACCCAGCCGGCAUCCCUGGGCGAGGAGCGCGGCCGCGCCGGGGGCCGGGGCCGGGCAGGGCUCAGGCGCCGUGCCGGGGCCCGGCCCGCGCCGCCCCCUCCCCAUAUUUAUUUCUGUUGUCCCCCGGGUGCGAGCGAGCGCCGCGUCCGCCCCGGUGUCCUGCGUGCCCACGGCGAGAGUGAGAGGGAAGGCCGCGGCCUCGGGGGCCGGCCCGGGGGGCCGAGCACUGCUCACCUUGCUGGGAGCCCCCGGGACCCCCGUGGCAGAGCGAGCGCCGGCCCGGCAGCCUGUCGGGGCGGGAGGCCACGGAGCCGAGGAGGGAGAUGUCGGUUCGGGUUCCCGGGAAGGAGGAAAGGAAAGCCCAGCCCGGCGCGGCCGCGGCAGCGGGGGGCACCUGCAGCCACGGGGGUCCCGGAGAGGGGGCCUGUCCCCGCCAGGGCACGGAACGGCAGCGGGCCCUCUCCUCUCGCCUGUGGCCCCCGCGGGGCCGGGGCUGGGCUGGGUCACCGCGAGGGCUCGCGGCGCCCGCCCGCCCCGGCUGCCACGUCCCCGUCGCAUCGCUUGUCUGCUCCAUCGCUCCGGUCGCAACGCUGCAUCCGUGUUCGGUUUUAUUUAAAUAAACUCGUGUGGUAACACUG
Messenger RNA from Vidua chalybeata, 1685 nucleotides. RefSeq names its product microtubule associated protein RP/EB family member 3 (gene MAPRE3). Gene Ontology annotation, molecular function: microtubule plus-end binding. The record is from RefSeq and is a predicted model, not a curated record. Gene Ontology annotation, cellular component: cytoplasmic microtubule; spindle midzone; microtubule organizing center. Lineage: Eukaryota; Metazoa; Chordata; Aves; Passeriformes; Viduidae. Gene Ontology annotation, biological process: regulation of microtubule polymerization or depolymerization; protein localization to microtubule plus-end; spindle assembly.